AUGGAAGAAGGCAGCAGCAGCACAAGCAGAACAGCAGCAGCAGCAGGAAAGCAGCAGCAGCAGAAGGAAAACAGCAGCACCAGCAACAGCAAAAUGGCAACAGUAACAGCAGCAAGACAGCAGCAGCAAACCAGCAGCAGCACAAUAGUAGCAGCCAAGGAGCAGCAGCAGCGGCAGAAAAACAGCAGCAGCAGCAGCAUCAAAACAGCAGCAGCAGCAGCAAAACAGCAGCAGCAAAGCAGCCGCAGCAGCAAAACAGCAGCAGCAAAGCAGCCUCAGCAGCAAAACAGCAGCAGCGAAGCAGCCGCAGCAGCAAAACAGCCGCAGCAAAGCAGCCGCAGCAGCAAAACAGCAGCAGCAAAGCAGCCGCAGCAGCAAACCAGCAGCAGCAAAGCACGGCGAGCAGCAAAACAGCCGCAGCAAAGCAGCCGCAGCAGCAAAACAGCAGCAGCAAAGCAGCCGCAGCAGCAAACCAGCAGCAGCAAAGCAGGGCGUCGUCGUUUUGUCGUCGUCGUUUCGUCGGCGUCGUCGUUUUGUCGUCGUCGUUUCGUCGGCGUCGUCGUUUUGUCGUCGUCGUUUCGUCGGCGUCGUCCAAAACAGCAGCAGCGAAGCAGCCGCAGCAGCAAAACAGCAGCAGCAAAUCAGCUGCAGCAGCAGAACAGCCGCAGCAAAGCAGCCGCAGCAGCAAAAUAG
This is a messenger RNA of Eimeria necatrix, 693 nucleotides long. RefSeq lists its product as hypothetical. The record is from RefSeq and is a predicted model, not a curated record. The transcript has a single exon. Lineage: Eukaryota; Apicomplexa; Conoidasida; Eucoccidiorida; Eimeriidae. Bases 1 to 693 code for a protein of 230 amino acids.